Suillus fuscotomentosus is the source of this 918-nucleotide messenger RNA. RefSeq lists its product as uncharacterized. The record is from RefSeq and is a predicted model, not a curated record. The transcript is spliced from 4 exons. NCBI's taxonomy places the organism in Eukaryota, Fungi, Basidiomycota, Agaricomycetes, Boletales, Suillaceae. The coding region runs from base 317 to 772 and encodes 151 amino acids.
UCACACCAACUGGCUUACACGAAUCGGGAUGAGGCCAGGAUCUACAUAUGCAAUAUUCCAGCCAAUGUUCUUACUAGUAUUGGUCUUGCAAAAGAUGUGUGUAUUCAUCCAUUCAUGAUUCGCGUGCUGAAAUCUCUUGCAGACAAGCGCUCACCUCACUAAACUGCUUGACUCUGGCGCGACACGUCAUCCCGUGCGCCGUAAACCACCAAUAUCAGUCAUACCUUCCGUCCCCUGCCCGCUAGCAGUUACAAUUGAACCCCGGCAACCCGUUAUCCUUAGAUUUUUAUGCAAACUCCUUCCUUUUCGUACCGAUAUGGCUCGUCCUAUUCGCACCAAUGAACCCCGCAAUCCCCUGGACGUAUGUCUCUCAUUUAUCUUCACAGUUGAUCCGACAGUCCCCUUGCAGUUCCCUGCUACAGCACCCUUGCCUCGUCCAAUUGUAAAACCCAAUGAUGAUAAUUAUCGGCUAACAACCACCCAAUCCUCUACCCCUACUCCCACAACCUUCAAAUACCGCCUGUCAACCUGGUGGUCACUUCAAACAGAUCAUGCAUCGUCAGCUAUUGUCAAUGUUCCUCUCGCACAGGGUAAAGAGCGGAACGCUGCCGCAGGUGCUCCACGCCGCAAAAAUGAUGAAUGGAUACCCGAUGAAGACCAUGUUUCUCCCCCUCCUUCGCCCAAUCCAGAUUCGCAACAGCCGAUCACAGCAGGGCAGGUCAGAACCAAUGCAGGAGAACAUGGAGGCAGCCAGCUGUGUUUUUGCUUUUAGAUUGACUUUUCGAACAGUGCUGUGACGAGUUCAUUGCGGACCCCUCGCUAAUUAGAACCUGCUUGUACGCAUAGUGUAUUUUCAUGACAUGUGAGGCAUAUUACAGUGCAUUUUCGUUUGCCAAUGAUUUAGUUUGCGAAUGGUGA